AUGAACAUUGACCAUCCCUUCCCCGCAAACUCACUCGAGGACCCGUUCAUCGUCUACAACACAGACGGUGACACUGAUCACCUCUUGCCCUCUUCCCACCCCACCUCCCACCAACCUUUUACCCCCGACAGCGAGCAAUCCUUCUCCCAAUCCUUCUCCCACUCUAGCGGCUCGAGCACCGUCAGCUCGGAUAGCUCGUACAGCCCGCCUUACUCGGCCUUCUCCCAGCUCGCCAUCGCAUCGUACUCUCUCCCUCGCCACCCUAGGUCCCCCUCGCCACUGCCUCCUCGACGCUACAGCGUGCAGACCGAGCUUCGGCCACAUCACGAGGUCGACGAGCACUGGCUUCCACACCUUGCAUACCUCCCAGCCUUCUCAUCAAACCCACCUUCGGCUCAGAUCUCUCCUCCCCAUCAGACGCCAAUCAGCAACACGUGGUGGGACCCAAACACACCUCGGCUGAGUUUCGACCAAGUGACCCACUCGACUGCAUCGUUGCUCGAGGCCGCUGUUGCCACUGCGCCCGAGUACGCUCCGUCCGACACCGUCUCGCGCGCUCCCUCCACUCCCCAGCGUGUCCCAUACGCUCUUGACGCUCUGGAGAUUCCUACUCCUCCGUACUCUUCGAGCUACAUCGUCCCCAGGCGCAUCAGUCACAAGUUCCGUGACGAGCUCGCCUUUUCGUGCCCUCCCACGCCCGACAACAACGAGCAGCCCACCCUUCCCUGGUCGCUGCAAGAGCACCUCGAGCACGCCCCGGGUACUCGUGUUCCAUACACAGCGUCCACCGACGACGACGAUCCGUUUGACGGCUCGAUCCCUUCCUCGCCAGUUGCCACCGUCUACCCUUUUGCGGUUGACGAGUACACUAUUCCGUACCCUGAGCGCCACCGCAACACGUUGGCCGUGCAGGACGCGUACUCGGACGACAGCGACAGCAGUGACGAAGAGAACGAGAUCGCAAUCCCCCAUCUGCCCGAAUCACCCCAGACACUCCGCGCCCGGGCCUUGUCACCGCCCAUGGACGCCCCCUCGCCCCACCGUUCCCAGUGUGCGACCUCGCCGCACGGAUCCGCCACUUAUGCCCGGCCUCGCGGAUGGCCACUUUCAACCUCCACUUUCCCCGCAUCGACCCGCCCGUCUUCGCCACAGGUUGACCCCGCGCUCAUCAACUCACAACAGCCGCCUUCCCUCCAAGUCACCGUCGCGCACAUGUCGCAUGCCGACGACCCAGAAGACGACGGCGAGACCGUCCACUCGCCCGGUGCCGGAUCCUCGACAUCUGGCGCGCACAAGCGCAACUUCAAGACAGCCCUGUGGGAGGCCAUCAACAACCCAGACUUUGAAAAGCUCAUCCGCUGGGACAAGGAUGGACUCGCCGGCGUCAUCCCAGACAAGAAGAAGUUUGAGAGCAGUAGGGCGAUGAGGGCCAUCACCGACGCCCGCGACUUUGGUGGUUUUGCGCGCCAGCUCAACAUGUGGAACUUCACGCGCGGCAGGCACCCCGACCUGGGUAUCAACUCCGUCCGCUUCACCCAUGACGAUUUCCAGCGCGGCAGGGAGGACCUUCUCGACGACAUGGUCCGCAAGGGCGAGAACAAGAUGUCGCGUCCUUCUAAAGGGAAGACGAACCAGAAGCCAGUCAAGAAGGUCAAGGAAGUCAACAAGGUUCACAAGCCCAAGAAUCCCAAUGCUCGUCACUCAACGCGUCUCAACGUCCGCCCCAACUACGAGGAGACGGAUGACGACAACGUCGAUGACCCCUCGUCGGAUGAUUCGACCCCCGUCGCGUCGCCAGCGCGUGCCCGCCCCAGCGCUAGCGCGGGACCAUCAAGGCCUGCCGCCAAGAAGAUGAAGCUGACCACGGGUGCGCGUGCCAUCACCGUCCUCAAGUCCCUCAAGACCCAAAACGACGCGCUCGAGCAGGAGAACGCCUUGCUCCGCUCGCAUGUUGUCGAGAAGAACGCUCUGCAGCACGAGGUCUCCGAGUUACGCGAGCGCAUGCGUGCCAACGCUAACCCACCAGGCUCUACUUCUGCACCCACUGGUAUCCGCGGUCUCUCCCCUCCUCCCAUGGUCGUCGCUGUGCCCGGCCGCUUCAAGCGCGUGUACGAGUUCACCCCGGAGCCGCCCACGGGCGAGAUUAUCGGUCUCGGCCAGUGGCCCGAGUCGGAGAUGCGUUCCACCUCGAUCAAGGCAGGCGCUUCCUCCAAGUCUGCCAAGGGCAAGGCGCCUGCCACGGCCUCGCCUAGUAACAAGCCUCCACGCAGCAAGCGACCUCGUGUCUGA
Apiotrichum porosum is the source of this 2289-nucleotide messenger RNA. RefSeq lists its product as uncharacterized. Gene Ontology annotation, molecular function: sequence-specific DNA binding; DNA-binding transcription factor activity. Lineage: Eukaryota; Fungi; Basidiomycota; Tremellomycetes; Trichosporonales; Trichosporonaceae. Gene Ontology annotation, biological process: regulation of DNA-templated transcription. The record is from RefSeq and is a predicted model, not a curated record. Bases 1 to 2289 code for a protein of 762 amino acids. The transcript is spliced from 9 exons.